AUGAUCUGCACCUUUCUCCCCGCUGCGGUGGCUGUGUGUCCCCAGGUCCCUGCAGCUGACCGGGACCGUACUAGAGCCGGCUCCCCCAUCUCAUCAGGCCGAGGACAAGCUCAAACCCCCGGCCAACAGCUCCAGAGACACCGCUGUGUACCUCUGCUAGCCUGGAAAAGCCUGUGUGUUAGCCCGGGCAGCCUCCACGGUAUACCCGCUCAUCCAGCUGUCAGUGUGGCCGAGCACGGGGCUCUCACUCCCGGGCAGAAGAUGAGCGGACCGCCGGGCCAGGACAGCGAGCCAGAGGCGAAGGGACAGCACAUCAAGCGGCUGUACAGGGCUGUGGUGGAGUCUGUGCAUAAACUGGAUGUGAUAAUCAGCAGCAAAGCCUCCUACAGAGAGGUGUUCAAGCCCGAGAUCAUCAGCCUCCGGAACAAGCUGAGGGAGCUGUGCGUCAAACUCAUGUUCCUUCAUCCUGUGGACUACGGCCGAAAGGCCGAGGAGAUGCUCUGGAGGAAGGUCUAUUACGAAGUCAUCCAAGUCAUCAAGACCAACAAGAAGCACAUCCACAGCCACAGCGUCCUGGAGUGUGCCUACCGCACUCACCUCAUCGCUGGGGUGGGCUUCUACCAGCACCUGCUGCUCUACAUCCAGUCUCACUACCAGCUGGAGCUGCGCCACUGCAUGGACUGGACCAACGUGUCGGACCCCCUCAUAGUUCGUAAGAAGCCUCUGUUUGCGUCUCCAAAAGAGAUGGAGUGGGCUCAGUCUGCCUGCCAUCGCUGCCUGGUCUGUCUGGGGGAUCUGGCGCGCUAUCAGAACGAGUUGGCAGGAGUGGACACUGAGCAGCUGGCCGUGAGGUUCUACCACCAGGCUCUGACCGUCAUGCCUCUAGUGGGCAUGCCCUUUAACCAGCUGGGUACUCUGGCUGGCAGCAAGUUCUACAAUGUGGAGGCCACGUACUACUACCUGCGCUGUAUCCAAUCAGAGACCCCCUUCGAGGGCGCCUAUGGAAACCUCAAACGCCUUUUCGACAAAGCUGCCAAGAUGUACCAGCAGGUGAAGAAGCAGGAGAUGAAGAAGCUCUCUCCGUCACGACAGAGGUCCAAAGACAUGAAGCGUUUACUGGUGAGCUUCAUGUACCUGCAGAGUCUGCUCCAGCCCAGAACCAGCUUGGUGGACGUGGAUCUGACCUCUCUGUGCCAGUCGGUGCUCGAAGACUUUAACCUGGUGCUGUUCUACCUGCCCAUACCCUCCCCCAGCACAGCCCCCCACUCCCCCUCUGAGGAGGAGGAGGAGCCACACGACAGCCCCGCCCCCGCGCUGCCUGACGCUCUGCUCUUUAAGAUGGUGGUCAUCUGCCUGAUGGGGGUGCACAGCCUGAAGAGAGGAGGCACUAAGCAGUACAGUGUGUCCAUCGCCUUCACUCUGGCCCUGUUCUCACACCUGGUGAACCACAUCAACAUCCGUCUGCAGGCCGAGCUGGAGGAGACCGAGACCCGGGUGCCUCCUCUCCACACUGAGGGGUCAGAAGAGGCAGACUCUGUGCCUCUGGUCUCUGAGCUCCCAGAGAAGGCCCUUCAUAACGGGGCCUUGGAGCCGGAGUCUGCGCAGAGUGACCCCCAGGGGCCCCCCACAGAGCAGCAAAAGCAAAAGAAGUACAGCCGUAUGUCCAGAUUGAGGCGCCGCCGCUGCACACGCACUCACACACGCACCCAGGAGGACAGCGACCUGAGCGAGGGCUUCGAGAGCGACGAAGAGGAGGAGGAGGAAGAGGCUGUCACAGGCGCUCCCAGCCCGAAGCCCAGCAGCAGCCAGCAGCCUGUGGCCCCUGUGCUCAGACAGGAGCCCAGGAGAGGCCCCAGCUGGGACAGUGGCUCAGAGGAGGAGGACGCAGGCACCGCCUUCGAUCUGGAGACUGACUCAGACAUGAACAGCCAGGAGUCUCGCUCCGACCUGGAGGACAUGGAGGAGGCGGUGGAGCAUCAGGCCCAGGCUCCAGCAGUGUGCCCUGAAGAGCCCCUUAACAUCCAAGAGCCUGCACCCCCCUCCAACGGGCCCCUACCACAGCCGGACCCCAGCAUCAGCUCCAACCUGCAGGCCAUGUCCUCCCAGCUGUUCCAGGCCAAACGCUGCUUCCGCCUGGCCCCCACUUUCAGCAACAAGCUGGUGAAGCCCCAGAGCACCCCGAGCCCCCCGAGCCCACCACCAGCUCCCCCCGCCACAUCCACCACCUCCCCCCCUGCACAGGACAUGGCCCCUCCCCCGGGGGAGGCGAGCGUACGCACAGCCAACGGAACCAGUGACACAGACUUUGAAUCAGACUCGGAGAGCAGCCAGCAGAACAGCCCCUCCCCCACCCCCGCUGAGAAGAGUCUUCUGGAGAAGAUGCAGAUCCUGAGCCGCCAGGGCCUGAUCCCGGCCGUCAAGGUGUUCAUGGACUGGCUCCGGACCAACACGGACAUCAUCGUCAUGUGUGCCCAGAGCUCCCAGAGUCUGUGGAACCGUCUGUCUGUGCUGCUGAACCUGCUCCCAGACGCCUCCAAACUCACGGACUCUGAGCUGGGCCUCAGUGCGGAUCUGCUGCAGUGGCUCAGUGUGUGUGAACAGCCUGAGCUGGUGCAGACGCUGCUGCUGCCAGAGGACCGGGCCCUGCGCCUGCUCCCUGCUCUGGCCUCCGCUCACAGGAAGAUGGACUGGAGCCAGCGCGGGGCCCAGCGUGGAGCCCCCCUUGGACCCCUGCAGGAGUGUGCGGUGCGUGUGUGCUGCAUCCGGAGCUUCGGACACUUCCUGACCAGACUCCAGGCCGACAUCCUGCACUUCAACCCUGAGGCCGGGAUCUUCACCAGCAUCAGUCAAUCUGAGCAGGACGGCCCUCUGCAGCAGGCACAGGCACACUUCAGAAUGGCUGAAGAGGAGGCUCGCAGGAACCGCCUGAUGAGGGACAUGGCUCAGCUCCGGCUGCAGCUGGAAGUGUCUCAGCUGGAGGGCAGUCUGCAGCAGCCCAAAGCCCAGUCGUCCAUGUCUCCGUACCUGGUCCCAGACGCCGCUGCCCUCUGUCACCACCUGCCCCUCCUCCGACAGCUGGCCCACAGCGGCUGCUUCAUCAUCAUCAUCCCCAGGACAGUGAUUGACAGCCUGGACAGACUGAAGAAGGACACGCCCUGGGCCAGAGACGCCAUCCGCUUUCUGGAGACUGAGUUCCGGAAAGGCAACAGGUACAUCCGCUAUCAGAAAGAGGUGGGCCGAAGCUUUGAGCGGGACAAAGUCAAACAUUUGGACAUAGAAGCAUGGCACCUGUACAAGAUGGUGGACAGCUGCAGACAGCUCGCCGUGUCCCAGAGCGCUGGGGAGGAGGACUCUGUCGGCAUGGUAACCAUCCUCACAGGACGAGAGGUGGAGGAGAUGUGUGCCCAGUCUGCUGUCGUAAAGUCUGCGAUCCAGUACGCGGCGUCCGCUGGCAUGGAGGCGAAGCACAUCCGCUCCUUCUACCAGCAGUGGAAGGAGAUGGUCACUCUCCGGACUCGCACUUCUGAUACUUUAAACUUUAAACGUGUUUUUGGGAUUCAGGCGAACAUGAGGCAUGACAAAUCUGGAGUCCGGAAAGGGACCAACCCUCAGGAGAGGUCCAUCAGUCGCCGCAAAGGGACCACCCCCCUGAAGAGGCCUGCUCUGCCAGCUCCAUCCACCCCCCAGCGACGCAGGGCCUCAGGUCAACCAGCAGCGACCCCUGCUGGCAGCCCUCGCAAGAAGAGGAGGUUUCGUCCUGGAACCAAAGCUCUGAAAGAAAUCCGAAAGUAUCAGAAGUCGACGGAGCUGCUGCUGAGGAAGGCGUCGUUCGCUCGACUGGUGCGGGAGAUCUGCCAGGCCUACACUCAUCAGUCCUUCAGGUGGCAGAUCCAUGCACUGUUGGCCCUGCAGGAGGGGGCAGAAGCGUUCCUCGUCAUGAUGCUCUCGCUCGCCGACUCCGAGGAGUGGACCGUCUCUGAGGCCCCGCCCACAGGUCCAUGUUCAGACGGAGGAGGCGGCGUCUGA
Messenger RNA from Knipowitschia caucasica, 4026 nucleotides. Lineage: Eukaryota; Metazoa; Chordata; Actinopteri; Gobiiformes; Gobiidae. The record is from the annotation of a GenBank genome assembly.